GCGGCAAGAUGGCGGACGAGCUGGACACGCUGCUGGACGAGGUGGAGCGGCGGCUGUGCCGGCGGCGCGGCGGCGGCGAGGAGGAGCCCGCGGCGGCCAAGGAGGGCAGCUCAGCUAAGGUGUUAAUGAGGGCUGGCAGCAGUGAAGAAGAUCUAGACGACAUUAUUGAUGAAAUCUGUAAUGACAGCAGCUUUACCACAACACCUCCGAAAUUGAAGUCUAAUUCUACAAGUCUCACACCUGGAAGAAAUAGUGUUGUUGUACAGGCACUUGGGAAAAGAUGCUGUCCAGUGUACCUGGGUGGAAGUCUUUCACCAUCUGGGAUAGGAACAAAUAUUUCGAAAAGAACGUGUGAUCAGCUACGUUGUACUGCUUGUGACUUCCGUGUGUCCCUUUUCAAUGACUACAUCUGGGAUCAAUCCUGUGAUUAUCUUUUUUUCAGGAAUAACAUGCCUGAGCUCAGUAAACUAAGAGCAAAGAUGAUAAAGAAGAAGGGAGCACGUGCAUAUGCUUGUCAGUGCAGCUGGAGAUCCAUUGAUGAAUUAACUGACCUCCAGACAGAGCCACAGCUUCGGUGGGUUUGUGGUAAACAUGGACAAUGAAGUCUCCUUGUGUGGGAUACCUACUUGUAUGGAAAUGGCUCUUAAAAUCAAUUUGUUUCCUACCCUGUUUUCUGAGAACAGAUGGAAAAUUAAAUACUUCGAUCUAGAAAUAGAUUAUAAUACCCAGAUUUCAACCUGAAAACUUUUUUUUUUUUUAAUUUAGCUGUCUUGCAAAGCAGUGUGGGGAGUUGAAUUAUUAGGAGAAAUAACCAACUUGGAGGCUUUCUGGAAGCUAAAUGAGGUUAAAGUUCAUACUCAGUAGUGUUAAACAAAA
Molecule: messenger RNA, 876 nt
Organism: Catharus ustulatus (Swainson's thrush)
Lineage: Eukaryota; Metazoa; Chordata; Aves; Passeriformes; Turdidae
Gene: CFAP418
Product: cilia and flagella associated protein 418
Exons: 6
Coding region: 9-602 (197 amino acids)
Cellular component (GO): cytosol
Source: RefSeq, a predicted model, not a curated record